Molecule: messenger RNA, 1248 nt
Organism: Prinia subflava (tawny-flanked prinia)
Lineage: Eukaryota; Metazoa; Chordata; Aves; Passeriformes; Cisticolidae
Product: olfactory receptor 14J1-like
Exons: 1
Coding region: 176-1165 (329 amino acids)
Biological process (GO): G protein-coupled receptor signaling pathway
Cellular component (GO): membrane
Molecular function (GO): G protein-coupled receptor activity; olfactory receptor activity; odorant binding
Source: RefSeq, a predicted model, not a curated record
CCUGUUUUCCCUCUGUACUCCCCAGUGUUCAGGCUGAGAUCAGUGCUGAAGAUGAGGCAGGAACUCAGCAGCAAAAACCCAAACUCCUGAAGUCAAAAAAGUUUAGAAAUAUUCCUGCUCAAAAAGUGAUUUUGAUGGGAAUCCAAAUACAUUAUAUAGGAUUGACACAAGGAAGAUGGUCCCAGUUUGUCAAUGUCUUCUUUCAACAGUGCACGAUGACCAGAGUGAAGCAAUGUCCAACAGCAGCUCCAUCAGCCACUUCCUCCUGCUGCCAUUGGCACACACGCGGCAGCUGCAGCUCCUGCACUUCUGCCUCUUCCUGGCCAUCUCCCUGGCUGCCCUCCUGGCCAACGGCCUCAUCAUCAGCGCCGUAGCCUGCGGCCACCUCCUGCACAGCCCCAUGUUCUUCUUCCUGCUCAACCUGGCCCUCAGCGACCUGGGCUCCAUCCUCACCACUGUCCCCAAAGCCAUGCACAAUUCCCUCUGGGACACCAGCAACAUCUCCUACACAGGAUGUGCUGCACAGGUGUUUCUGUUUAUGUUUUUCAUCUCAGCAGAGUUUUCCCUGCUGAUGAUCAUGUGCUACGACCGCUACGUGUCCAUCUGCAAACCCCUGCACUACGGGACCCUCCUGGGCAGCAGAGCUUGUGCCCACAUGGCAGCAGCUGCCUGGGCCAGUGCCUUUCUCUACGCUCUGCUGCACACAGCCAAUACAUUUUCCCUGCCCCUGUGCCAUGGCAAUGCCCUGGGCCAGUUCUUCUGUGAAAUCCCACACAUCCUCAAGCUCUCCUGCUCCAAAUCCUACCUCAGGAAACUUGGGCUUCUUGCUUUUAGUGCCUGUUUGGUAUUUGCCUGUUUUGUGUUCAUUGUUUUCUCCUAUGUGCAGAUCUUCAGGGCUGUGCUGAGGAUCCCCUCUGAGCAGGGACGGCACAAAGCCUUUUCCACCUGCCUCCCUCACCUGGCCGUGGUUUCCCUGUUUGUCAGCACUGGCACAUUUGCCUACCUGAAGCCCCCCUCCAUCUCCUCCCCAUCCCUGGAUCUGUCAGUGUCAGUUCUGUACUCGGUGGUGCCUCCAGCCCUGAACCCCCUCAUCUACAGCCUGAGGAACCAGGAGCUCAAGGCUGCAGUGUGGAAACUGAUGACUCAACGAUUUCAGAAACAUUAAUAUCCUGGCCAAUUUCUUUCAAGUAAUUUGUAAUAAAAGUCAUCUUUAAUACUUCUCGCUGCUUUGAUUUUGGAGGUUAUUUC